Molecule: messenger RNA, 3851 nt
Organism: Cercocebus atys (sooty mangabey)
Lineage: Eukaryota; Metazoa; Chordata; Mammalia; Primates; Cercopithecidae
Exons: 3
Coding region: 482-1267 (261 amino acids)
Molecular function (GO): protein binding
Source: RefSeq, a predicted model, not a curated record
UAUCCACACACCCAUCCAUCCAUCCAUGUGUCUAUAUAUCUGCUCAUCCAUUCAUCCAUCCAUCCACUCAUUCCUAAGCCACUGCUGAGCACCUACCUGUUGUAUGCCUUUUCCCUCCCUCCAAAUGGUUCCUUCAUAUCCUCCCCCAGUAGCCAGCAUCUUCUCCCUGAGGGCAGAGGCGUGGCCCCUCACAGUGCCCAGCUGGUAUACAGCACAUGCUCAAAUAAUGUGGCCACUCAGUUAACACACAGAAGAACUUGCUCCAAGCGACACGUGGCACAUCUCCUUACAAAAUGCAUCUAUCAUAGCAGCUGUUUUCAGAGGCUUUCCCAAACACAGUGUGAUCUGGAACAAACUGUGAAGCCCACGAGCCUGGUGAAGCUUUCAUUAUUGAGCACCUGCUGUAUACCUCCUUGAGCUGAGGAGAGGGAUCAAGAGCUCAUGGCCAAGAGGGGACCAGGCCUACCCACAAACACUGUUGAUGUGCGGCCCUGAGCUGUGGCAGGGAUGUGGCAACGCAGAAGGGAGCCAGGGGAUGGGCUCCCAGCAAUCUGGGGGCCAUGGAGACUGGUUUGAGUACAGGGGGAGUGGGCUAGGGCUAGCCCUGGUGGUAGGAUUCACAGGUGUUAGGCUCCUGGGCUGCAGCUGCUCAGUCACCUCCUGGCACUCAGGUGCAUCAGUUCAUUGUCCUCAUGCUAGUGAUGGGGGCAGCCCUAAUGCACAGGGUCUGAAAAAUGCUCAGGUGUACCUGCAGUGUGUGAGAGGAAGGAGGCUGGCGAAGGUAGGUGUGGCCACCUCGCCAGGUGUGGGUCUUGAGGGAACUUCUGCUUCCUUUCAGGUGGCACAGAAUGUGGCCCUGUACACAGGCGACCCCAACCUGGAGCUGGAGCUGUUUGAGGCAGCUGGAGACAUCUUCUUCAAUGGGGCCUGGGAGCAGGAGAAAGCCGUGUCCUUCUACCGGGACCAGGCCCUGCCCCUGGCAGUGACUACGGGCAACCGCAAGGCGGAGCUGCGGCUGUGCAACAAACUGGUGGCACUGCUGUCCACGCUGGAGGAGCCCCAGGAGGGCUUGGAGGUUGCCCACAUGGCCCUAGCACUCAGCAUCACUCUGGGGGACCGGCUAAACGAGCGCGUGGCCUACCACCGGCUGGCCGCCCUGCACCACCGGCUGGGCCAUGGCAAGCUGGCGGAGCACUUCUACCUCAAGGCCGUUUAUCGCUCUGCAACUCGCCGCUGGAGUUCGACGAGGAGACCCUCUACUACGUGAAGGUGUAGCUGGUGCUCGGUGACAUCAUCUUCUACGACCUGAUGGUGGGUGGGGAGGGGCAGGGCUUGGGGUGUUCCCGGCCCCCUUGGAGUGGGAUCUCCACCCAGACCCCAGAGGCCUGGGUUCCAGCCUUUCUUAGGAAUGGCCCAGUGGCCUCCCUGGAGCUCUGCACCCAGCUGGAGGAGCCGGCAAGGUUCGCAGAUACAACCCAGCUCCCAAGCUGGCCAGGCCCCACCCUCAAGAACUCAGUCUCAGCCAGGGAGGCUGACACAUGAGUGGGCAAUGGUGGCCUCUGGGUAAAGAAGGGGGAUUGUAGUCAGGGGGGCUCUCCUGGAGGAGGUGACACCAAAGCUGAGUCUUGACAGCUAAGUGUCAAGUUGCAUUUAACAAAAAAAACAGUCAGGAGAAGGACAUUUCUGAAGACAGCAUCAUCCUCACAUUGAAUCCACAUUGCAAGAUCCAACCCAAAUCCCGGCGCCUCCUCUAGGAAGCCUGCCCAGGAUGCCAGCCCGCACUGAGCAACUCCUUCCUGGAGUCCCGAGACACCUUGAAUCUUCACAUCACCCAGGAAGGGUGGGGUAGGGCCGGUGUCUUACCAUCUGCUUCACAGACAGGGAAACCCCAGCUCAGGGCAGGUGCAGUGGGGCCGGGUCCCAGCCAGCCAGACUGAGGCCUUGCUGGGUCAGGUCUGUCUGGAGGGGAGGUGCUGGGACCAGUGCUCCCUCUGUCCCCAGCCCUGCAGGGCUGGAGAGCUGGGACUGGCAGACUCUGACCUGGGGUGUCUCCACCCCUCUGCCCAGCAGGCGCCCGCCCCUCCUAGCAUCACACCGGCACCGUGUCAGUGCUCCUUAUGGGCUGAGGGGCCAGGGCGCUCCAGUCCAGGGACCGAGAUCUUGGGGGCCUUAGAACAACAUGAGGAGCUGGGGCAGCCCUAAGACCCCGCCCCAUAUCCCCCACCGCAGGCCUGGUGCUACCUGGGAGGCCCCGCCCAGUGCUGGCGACACCUGGUGGUCAGAAGCGGUCCCUGUGGCCUCCCAAGUCCCAGCCAGACAGGGAGGUGCCAGGUGUCAGGCCCAGAGGGACGCUGCUCACCGCUCAGGGGCUCACCUGUGACCCAGGGGACGGGCCUCCCAGAAGAGGCCUUUAUCUCUCUUGGUCAAGCCUGCCGCCCACUCCGCCUGCCCAGGAGCAAGGAAAGGGCCAGGUAGUACCUGAGAGGCCAAAGUCCACGGUUGGGGUCGAGGGGCAGAGGCCUCCUUCACCGCCUUCCCAUGCACAGCCCUCUGGGCCUCAUCGUGACUAUGCUGUCAGCACAGGCCAGCUUCCCACAGGAGGUCCCCUCAGAAUUCCCCAGGGGGAAUAUUGGGCAUAGUGUCCCAGGGGGGUGUACACCUUCUUUGAUAUUGGGAGCAAUAUCAUCCUCUCCCCUCAGGAUUGCAGGCAAAAUAUCGAAGGGGUUCUACAACUCGUGUGAUAUGGGCAGUAAUAUCAUCCUCUCCCCACCUAGAUGUUAGGAACUAUAUCACAGGCGGCUGUACACUUCUUGCGAUAUUGGGAUUCUUAUCAUCCUCUCCCAUCAUGGAUAUUAAGAAAAAUAUUACAAAGGAGGUGUACACCCCCUGUGAUAUUGAGAGUAAUAUUAUGUUCUCCCCUUCAGCAUAUUAGGAACAAUAUGGCAGGAGGUGUGUACAACCCCUGCGAUGUUGGGUGUAAUAUCAUCCUCUCCCCCUUGAAUAGAAGAAACAAUAUCACAGGAGGAUGUACACCCCCUAUGAUAUUGGGAGUCAUAUCAUUUUCUCUCCCUCUGGAUAUUCGGAACAAUAUCACCGUGGGUGUGUACACCCCCUGCGAUAUUGCAACUGCUAUCAUCGUCUCCCUCCCAGGAUAUAAGGAACAAUAUCACAACGGGGUGUAUACCCCCUAUGAUAUCGGGGGUAAUAUCUUCCUCUCCCCCGCUGGCUAUUGGGAACAAUGUCACAGAAGGGGUGUACACCUCCUGCUUUAUUGGGAGUGAUAUCCUCCUCUCCGUCCCCAGAUAUUAGGAACAAUAUCACCAGGGAGUGUACACCUCCUGCAAUAUUGAGACUGAUAUCAUCCUCUCGCCCCCUGAAUAUUAGGAACAGUAUCACAGGGGUGGUAUACACCACCUGCGAAAUUGGAAGAAAUAUCAUCCUCUCCUCCUUUGGAUGUUAGGGACAAUAUCACGGGGGAGGUAUACGCCCCCUGCGAUAUUGGGAGUCACAUCAUCCUCUCCCACCCACGAUACAAGGAACAAGAUGACCGAAAGGAUGUACAUCCACUGGGAUAGUUUCAAUAUUGUCAUCCUCUACCCCCUGGCUAUUAGAAAUAACAUAAUAGAGGAGUGUACACUUUCUUCGAUAUUGGGAGUAAUAUCAUUCCCUCCUCGCCAGAUAUCAGGAACAAGUCUAUUAAUUAUUAAUAUUAAUAAAUAUAAUAAAAAUUAAUAGUAAUCAUCGAUAUUAAUAAUCACAAUGAAGAUAGUAAAAAGUAACAUUGGUUAAAAUGUUAAACAUAAGUAUUAAUAGUUAAUAAUAAUAUCACUAUUAAUGAAAUACUAAUAUCA